AGACGUGGACCGUUGUUUGCAUUGCAAUGGCCGCUGCGAGUUGGAGGACGGGGCACCAACUCCCUCGCCGUCCCGCGCCGUGCUCCAAGCAGAACCGGACCACCAGCAAUAGCAAGCCGCCGGUGGUGAUCGCGCACGAGUGCCCCAGCGCGAUGCGUGCCCACGUGGUGGAGGUGCCCGCGGGGCGCGACGUGCUGUCGUGCGUCUCGGCGUUCGCGCGGCGUGGGCGGCGCGGCGCGCUGGUGCUGGGCGCGGCCGGGCAAGUCACGGACGUGGUGCUCCGGGAGCCAGCAGCGCUGGUGCUCCGCGGCACCAUGGAGAUACUGAGCCUGGCCGGCUGCUUCUUCCCGUUCCCGGCUCCAGCCACGGGGACGGCGGUGUUCCUGGCGGGGCCGCGGGGCAGCGUGCUGGGCGGUGGCGUCGCGCUGGGAGGGCUGGUGGCCGCAGGGCCGGUGGUAGUGAUGGUGGCCACGUUUGUGGCGGCGGCGCUGGACAGGCUGCCGUUGGGCAAUAAGGGUUGUGACGACGUGCAUGCCAUGGACACCACCGGGCGUGCGGCUGGGCCUGGGCGGCAGUGUGCCGAAAGCACCAGCAGCGUGGCAAAUAAGGAUCCAUUCCUGCCUGCUGCUCUUUACUAGCAUCCUUACAACUCUAGCUAGUAAUGAACAAACUCCAUAAGGAUCUAUGCUCCUGUUAGUUGAUGAGAAAUGGAAGAGGGUCGGCGGCACUACGUGCACAGCUCUCUCA
Molecule: messenger RNA, 747 nt
Organism: Zea mays
Lineage: Eukaryota; Viridiplantae; Streptophyta; Magnoliopsida; Poales; Poaceae
Exons: 1
Coding region: 27-638 (203 amino acids)
Biological process (GO): vegetative to reproductive phase transition of meristem
Cellular component (GO): nucleus
Molecular function (GO): minor groove of adenine-thymine-rich DNA binding; DNA-binding transcription factor activity
Source: RefSeq, marked validated